Molecule: messenger RNA, 9972 nt
Organism: Callithrix jacchus (white-tufted-ear marmoset)
Lineage: Eukaryota; Metazoa; Chordata; Mammalia; Primates; Cebidae
Gene: CROCC
Product: ciliary rootlet coiled-coil, rootletin
Biological process (GO): centrosome cycle
Cellular component (GO): centrosome; centriole
Source: RefSeq, a predicted model, not a curated record
CAGUCAUGUUUUUGGAGAAUUGAGUGGAAGUGGUGGACACAUACACAGGUUUCAGAUGUGACUUCUUGGGAUCCACAGAACCCAGAAGAACUCUAGGGGGAGAAUUUUGGCAAUGGAGCCAAGGAUAGAUGUCAUCUGGUGCCAGGGGCUGACAUCCUGUCUCCUUCCCCCAACCCUCAGGGCCAUGGUCAGGAGAAGGCACAAAACAGUUCAGUUCCCCAAGGACAUCUGUGGCCCCCUCUGCUGAGCCGGCCAUGCAGGGCUGGACAUGCUGGCCCAGGGGUAUUUGUGGCUUCCCCCUGCUCUGGUGACAGGUGUGCAGCCUGUAGAGGGGGUUUUUGGAGGCUGCCUAGAGGCAGAAGGGUGGGUGUGCCUGGGGUUUGUAGUGGCAGCUCUCCACGGCUGGCUGGUUUAAUUAGUUUGUUUUUUGAGACAGAGUCUCGCUCUGUCACCCAGGCUGGAGUGCAGUGGUGUGAUCACGUCUCACUACAACUUCUGCCUCCUGGUUUCAAGUGGUCUUGUGCCUCAGCCUCCCAAGUAGCUGGGAUUACAGGCAUCCACCACAACACCCAGCUAAUUUUUGUAUUUUUAAUAGAGAUGGGGUCUCACCAUGUUGCCUAGGUUGGUCUAGAACUCCUGACCUCAAGUGAUCCACCUGCCUUGGCCUUCCAAAUUGUUGGGAUUACAGGUGUGAGCCAUAGCACCCGGCCAGUGGCUGGUUUAGUUUUGCCCAUAUCUAGCUUGCUUGCCAUUGCAACUUGGCCCUGUUUCUUGGUUCUUCAUUUGCAGGACAGGUUCCUUAGUUGGGCAUGAGUGGUCCAGCCUGGACUGAUGAGCAUUUAUACAGCACCUGUGGCAUUCUGGGUCUGACCUAGACACAGUAGUAGAGCCUCAAAGCACAAGUGCCCUGGCCUUGCCCUUCAGUCACUUAUUGGGAGGCUGCUGGUCUAAGAGGAAUGAGCUUUGGGCUCACCACUUUCCUGAAACAUGUCACCUUGAAUAGGUGAGAGCCGCAAUCUCUCUGAGGCUCAGUUGUCUCAUCUGGAAAUGGGUUGAAGUAAGGAUUUAGUGAGAUAAUGUGAAUAUCCCCACUUUGGGGCACAGCACAGAGCAGAGGGCACCCAGAGGCCAUGGGCUGAGAUAGCAGGACCCCAUACGUGAUGCUAAUGAAGACGGGAACAGCGGCCACCAUUGACCAAUAGCUCACCACUCGCCAGGCCUGGUAGGUGCUAUUAGUCUCAUUUUUUUGUUGUUAUUUUUGGUAGGACAGGGUCUCUCUAUUUUGCCCAGGCUGGUCUCAAACUCCUGGACUCAAGUGAUCCUCCCUUCUUGGCCUCCCAAAGUGCUGGGAUUAUAGACCUGAACCAUCAUGCCUGGUCUAGUCUUGUUUUAUUUAAUUUUGGCAGAUUCUUGCUCUGUCACUCAGGCUGGAGUGCUGUGGCACAAUUUGGCUCACUGCAACCUCCUCCUCCUGUGUUCAAGUGAUUCUCCUGCCUCAGCCUCCCUAGUAGCUGGGACUACAUGUGCAUGCCACUAUGCCCUGGCUAAUUUUUGUAUUUUUUUUUUUUGAGAUGAAGUCUCGCUUGUCACCAGGCUGGAGUACAGUGGUGCAAACUCGGCUCACUACAACUUCUGCCUCCUAGGUUCAAGCAAUUCUCCUGCCUCAGCCUCCCAAGUAGCUGGGACUGCAGGCACGUUGCCACCAUGCCCAGCUAGUUUUUGUGUUUUUAGUAGAGAUGGGGUUUCACCACAUUGGCCAGGCUGGUCUGAACUCCUGACCUCAAGUGAUCCACUCACCUCAGCCUCCCAAACUGCUGGAAUUAACAGGCAUGAGCCACUGUGCCCGGCCUGGUCUAGUUUCCUUUUAGAGAUGAGAAAACUGAGGCUCAGAGAGGUAACUUAUUCAAAGUCAUACCGUGGUUGCAAGUGACAGUGCUGUGUCUCACAUGCAAUCUCAGACCUGAUACUGACGCCAGAGCUGUGGGCCUAACCACUACACCACAUAGCCUCCUUGCCCCAGGGAAGGAACAGUGGGAGGUGGUCAGUGACCUCUGGGUGUCAGGACUCUGGGAUAUAGGGACUGUGCCUUUUGUGUGGGUGUGUUUUGUUUUGUUUUUUUGAGACGAAGUUUCCCUCUCGUUGCCCAGGCUGGAGUGCAAUGGCACAAUAUUGGCUCACUGCAACCUCCGCCUCCUGGGUUCUAGCAAUUCUCUUGCCUCAGCUUCCCAGAUCUCAGUAUCAGGCAUUAUAGGCAUGCGCCACCAUGCUCGGCUAAUUUUUGUGUUUUUAGUAAAGACAGGGUUUCACCAUUUUGGUCAGGCUGGUCUCGAACUCCUGACCUCAGUGAUCCACCCGUCUUGGCCUCCCAAAGUGUUGGGAUGACAGGCAUGAGCCAUGGCACCCAACCGGGACUGUGCCUUUUGGGUUUUCAAAUGAAUGAAAUGAGUAUUUCUGAUUAUGCACACACGAUAUUUUGAUUAAUUCCUGGACAACUCCAAUAUUAUCACAACUUACGUAAGAGGACACUGAGCUCAGAGAGGCAAAGUCACUGUCCCUAGUGCACCCAGCUAGUGGGGACUGGGGUGAGUAAGUGCCUAAAGGGCAAGGCUGGGGCAUUUGCGCUUCCAGACUCUACCACUGUGUCUAGGUCAGACCUAGGAAUGCCACAGGUGUUGCAUAGAUGCUCAUCAGUCCAGGCUGGACCGCUCAUGCCCACCCAAGUUCCUAGCCUGGUCUGGGUGAUCUCACAGCCUGCUUUCUUUGCCCUGAACCUGUUUUGGGAAAAUAUACUCCCAGCAUGCUGCAAAUCCUCGAAUUCUUAGCUAACCAUGUGGCCCCCAUCCUGGGCCAGCAAAGUUAGUCCCGAAGGCAGGACUCUGGACUUUCCCACUGCAUGGCUACUGACCCCACCCGCUAGGGCUUGGAGGGCUCUAGGACCCAGCAACCUGCAGAAGGUGGCGAGAGUGUGAGGUCCUGACCUCCAGGUGCCUCCCCUCCUUGCCUCCCCCCAUUCCCUGUUCUUCUCUCUCCCUUUCUCUCCCGUCCGUCCCCUCUCUUUUUUUUUUUUAUUGCAUUUUAGGUUUUCGGGUACAUUCCCCUCUCCUUCAUCCUUCCUCUUCCUUCAGCUCCUCCGCCCCCUCACCCCCACCCCUGCCUCUGCUUCCCUCCCCUUGUCUUUUCCCAUCCCCUCCCUCUCAGUCCCCAUCCUGCUCCUCCCACCGCUGUGGUCACAUGGGGGCGCUGCCGGAUUUAAGCUUAAUCCGCCUGGUGCUCAGCACAGCAGCCUGGCUAUGGGGAAUGCUGACUGAGCUAGUCUUGGAGUCCUGGAGAAGGGGGCUGGGGGUGCCCACAGUGUCCCCUCCAUGAGCUUGGGACUGGCGAGGGCACAGGAGGCCGAGCUGACACUAGAGACGGUUAUCCAGGUGCGUCCUGAGGGCUGUGCCCACCCUGUCCGGGACUGUAGCGUGGACUUAGCAGGAGUGGUGAGAGACACUGGAGAGCAGCGUCCUGUGCCAGGAGAAGGGUUCAGGGGCACGGGACCUGGCCCAGGACGCUCAGACCACCAGCCUGCCUGCCCGCAUCAGGGAGAUUGUCACUCGCAACCUCUCUCGGCCUGAGAGCCCAGUCCUGCUGCCGGCCACAGAGAUGGCAUCGCUGCUGUCACUGCAGGAGGAGAAUCAGCUGCUGCAGCAGGAGCUGUCCCGCGUGGAGGACCUGCUGGCCCAGAGCCGCGCCGAGCGCGACGAGCUCGCCAUUAAGUACAACGCGGUCAGCGAGAGGCUGGAGCAGGCUGUGCGGCUGGAGUCUGGGGAGCUGGAGACACAGGAGCCCAGGGGGCUGGUACGGCAGAGCGUGGAGUUGAGGAGGCAGCUGCAGGAGGAGCAGGCCUCCUACCGGCGCAAGCUGCAGGCCUACCAGGAGGGCCAACAGCGGCAGGCCCAGCUUGUGCAGCGGCUGCAGGCCAAGAUUCUCCAAUACAAGAAGAGGUGCUCGGAGCUGGAGCAGCAGCUGCUGGAGAGAUCCGGAGAGCUGGAGCAGCAGCGGCUGAGGGAAACAGAGCACAGCCAAGACCUGGAGCGCGCCCUCAUCCGGCUGGAGGAGGAGCAGCAUAGGAGUGCCAGCCUGGCCCAGGUGAAUGCCAUGCUCCGAGAGCAGCUGGACCAGGCAGGCUCGGCCAACCAGGCUCUGAGUGAGGACAUACGAAAGGUGACCAGUGACUGGACACGAAGCUGCAAGGAGCUGGAGCAGCGGGAGGCCGCAUGGAGGCGCGAGCAGGAGUCCUUCAACGCCUAUUUCAGCAAUGAGCACAGUCGCCUGCUCCUGCUCUGGAGGCAGGUGUUGGGGUUCCGGCGGCUGGUCAGCGAGGUGAAGAUGUCCACUGAGAGGGACCUGCUGCAGCUUGGAGGGGAGCUGGCUCGGACAUCACGAGCUGUCCAGGAGGCGGGCCUGGGACUGAGCACAGGGCUGCGGCUGGCAGAGAGCCGGGCCGAAGCAGCCCUGGAGAAGCAGACCCUGCUACAGGCCCAGCUGGAGGAGCAGCUACGGGACAAGGUGCUCCGUGAGAAGGACCUGGCCCAGCAGCAGAUGCAAAGUGACCUGGACAAGGCUGACCUCAGUGCCAGAGUGACAGAGCUGGCCCUGGCAGUGGAGCGUCUUCAGAAGCAGAAUCUGGAGAAGGAUCAGGUCAACAAGGACCUCACCGAGAAGCUUGAGGCACUGGAAUCCCUGCGGCUACAGGAGCAGGCAGCCCUGGAGACAGAGGAUGGAGAGGGGCUGCAGCAGACCCUAAGGGACCUGGCACAGGCCGUCCUGUCCGAUGCUGAGAGCGGCGUCCAGCUGAGCAGCUCCGAGCGCACCGCAGAUGCAUCCGAUGGCAGCCUGCGGGGGCUCUCAGGGCAGCGGACCCCAUCCCCACCGCGGCGCUCCUCGCCGGGCCGCGGCCGUUCGCCCCGCCGAGGCCCGUCCCCGGCCUUCUCAGACUCCUCCACGCUCGCCCUGAUCCAUUCUGCUCUGCACAAGCGCCAGCUGCAGGUUCAGGACAUGCGUGGGCGCUAUGAAGCAAGUCAGGACCUGCUGGGCACCCUGCGGAAGCAGCUUAGUGACACCGAGGGGGAGCGGCGUGCCCUAGAGGAACAGCUACAGCGCCUGCGCGACAAGACUGAUGGCGCCACGCAGGCCCACGAGGACGCCCAGCGCGAGGUGCAGCGGCUGCGGAGCGCCAAUGAGCUCCUGAGCAGGGAGAAGAGCAACCUGGCCCACAGCCUGCAGGUGGCCCAGCAGCAGGCUGAGGAGCUUCGGCAGGAGCGGGAGAAGCUGCAGGCCACCCAGGAGGAGCUGCGGCGCCAGCGGGACCGGCUGGAGGAAGAGCAGGAGGACAUGGUGCAGGAUGGCGCUCGGGUGCGCCGGGAGCUUGAGCGCAGCCAUAGACAACUAGAGCAGCUAGAAGGGAAGCGCUCAGUCCUGGCCAAGGAGCUGGUGGAGGUGAGGGAGGCGCUGAGUCGCGCCACGCUGCAGCAGGACAUGCUGCAGGCCGAGAAGGCUGAGGUGGCCGAGGCGCUGACCAAGGCUGAGGCUGGCCGCGUGGAGCUUGAACUCUCCAUGACUAAGCUGAGGGCAGAGGAGGCCUCCCUGCAGGACUCCCUGUCCAAGAUGAGUGCCCUCAACGAGAGCCUUGCUCAGGACAAGUUGGAUCUGAACCGCCUUGUCGCCCAGCUGGAGGAAGAAAAGGCAGCCCUGCAGGGCUGGCAGCGGCGGGCGGAGCAGGAGGCCACAGUGGCGCGGGAAGAGCAGGAGCGGCUGGAGGAGCUGAGGUUGGAGCAGGAGGUGGCGCGGCAGGGCUUGGAGGGCUCCCUACGAGUGGCGGAGCAGGCGCAGGAGGCGCUGGAGCAGCAGCUUCCCACACUGCGCCAUGAGCGCAGCCGGCUGCAGGAGCAGCUAGCCCAGCUUUCCCGGCAGCUGAGCGGGCGGGAGCAAGAGCUGGAGCAGGCCCGGCGGGAGGCCCAGCGGCAGGUGGAGGCGCUGGAGCGCGUGGCCCGGGAGAAGGAGGCACUAGCCAAGGAGCGCUCUGGCCUGGCCGUGCAGCUGGCAGCUGCAGAGCGUGAAGGCAGAACCCUGUCAGAGGAGGCCACACGCCUGCGCUUGGAGAAGGAAGCCCUGGAGAGUAGCCUGUUUGAGGUGCAGCGGCAGCUGGCCCAGCUCGAGGCCCGCCGGGAGCAGCUGGAAGCUGAUGGGCAGGCCCUGCUGCUGACCAAGGAGACCCUGACUGGGGAGUUGGCGGGCCUUCGGCAGCAAAUAAUAGCUACACAAGAGAAAGCCAGUCUAGACAAGGAGCUGAUGGCCCAGAAGCUGGUGCAGGCUGAGCGGGAAGCCCAGGCCUCUCUGCGGGAGCAGCGGGCAGCCCAUGAGGAGGACUUACAGCGACUCCAGCGUGAAAAGGAGGCAGCAUGGCGGGAGAUGGAGGCCGAGCGAGCCCAGCUGCAGAGUCAGCUGCAGCGUGAGCAGGAGGAGCUGCUGGCCCGGCUGGAGGCCGAGAAGGAAGAGCUGAGUGAGGAGAUAGCUGCCCUGCAGCAGGAGCGUGACGAGGGCCUCCUCCUGGCGGAGAGUGAGAAGCAGCAGGCUUUGUCUCUGAAGGAGUCUGAGAAGACGGCGCUGUCAGAGAAGUUGAUGGGCACACGGCACAACCUGGCCACCAUCUCCCUGGAGAUGGAGCGGCAGAAACGGGACGCCCAGAGCCGGCAGGAGCAGGACCGGAGCACCGUGAAUGCUCUGAUGUCUGAGCUGCGGGACCUACGGGCCCAGAUGGAGGAGGCUGCUGCGGCCCACGCCCAGGAGGUGAGGAGGCUGCAAGAGCAGGGCCGAGACCUGGGCAAACAGCGCGACUCCUGUCUUCGAGAGGCAGAAGAGCUUCGGACCCAGCUGCGUCUUCUGGAAGAUGCCCGAGAUGGGUUGCGGCGGGAGCUGCUGGAGGCCCAGCGCAAGCUGCGUGAGAGCCAGGAGGGCCGUGAGGUGCAGCGCCAGGAGGCGGGUGAGCUGCGGCGCAGCCUGGGCGAGGGCACCAAGGAGCGCGAGGCCCUGCGGCGCUCCAAUGAGGAGCUGCGGGCUGCUGUGAAGAAGGCAGAGAGUGAGCGCAUCAGCCUGAAGCUUGCCAACGAAGACAAGGAGCAGAAGCUGGCACUCCUAGAGGAGGCACGGACAGCUGUGGGCAAGGAGGCUGGGGAGCUGCGGACUGGGCUGCAGGAGGUGGAGCGCUCACGGUUGGAGGCUCGGCGGGAGCUGCAGGAGCUCCGGCGGCAGAUGAAGGUGCUGGACAGUGAGAACACCAGGCUGGGCCGGGAGCUGGCAGAGCUGCAGGGCCGCCUGGUGCUGGGUGAGCGGGCAGAGAAAGAGAGCCGACGGGAGACGCUGGGCCUCAGGCAGAGGCUGCUGAAGGGCGAGGCCAGACUGGAGGUGAUGCGGCAGGAGCUCCAGGUAGCCCAGCGGAAGCUGCAGGAACAAGAAGGCGAGUUCCGAACCCGCGAACGAGGCCUGCUGGGCUCCCUGGAGGAGGCACGCGCCACUGAAAAGCAGCAGCUGGACCACGCCCGCGGCCUGGAGCUGAAGCUGGAGGCGGCGCGGGCCGAGGCUGCAGAGCUGGGCCUGCGGCUGAGCGCGGCCGAGGGCCGGGCACAAGGCCUGGAGGCCGAGCUGGCCCGCGUGGAGGCGCAGCGGCGCGCGGCAGAGGCCCAGCUGGGCGGCCUGCGCUCAGCUCUGCGCCGGGGCCUUGGCCUUGGUCGCGCGCCCAGCCCAGCCCCGCAACCAGUGCCCAGCUCCCCUGCCCGGGAUGCGCCCGCUAGAGGAAGUAGGGAAGGGCUCAGCAGCCCUAGCGCCUUAGAAUGCAGCCCUGGGUCCCAGCCACCAUCUCCAGGACCUGCUACCUCCCCAGCUCCUCCAGACCUGGACCCAGAGGCAGUGCGUGGGGCCCUCCGGGAAUUCCUGCAGGAGCUUCGGAGCGCCCAAAGAGAACGGGACGAACUUCGGACCCAGACCAGUGCCCUGAAUCGCCAGCUGGCUGAGAUGGAGGCUGAGAGGGACAGCGCGACGUCAAGGGCCAGGCAGCUGCAGAAGGUGGUGGCUGAGAGUGAGGAAGCCCGGCGCAGUGUGGAUGGACGGCUGAGCGGGGUCCAGGCGGAGCUGGCACUGCAGGAGGAGAGUGUGCGGCGCAGCGAGCGGGAGCGCCGGGCCACGCUGGACCAGGUGGCCACACUGGAGAGGAGCCUGCAGGCCACUGAGAGCGAGCUCCGGGCCAGCCAGGAGAAGAUCAGCAAGAUGAAGGCCAAUGAAACAAAGCUGGAGGGUGACAAGCGGCGCCUGAAGGAGGUCCUGGACGCCUCUGAGAGCCGCACCGUCAAGCUGGAGCUGCAGCGGCGCUCGCUUGAGGGGGAGCUGCAGCGCAGCCGCCUGGGCCUGAGCGACCGUGAGGCCCAGGCCCAGGCUCUUCAGGAUCGGGUGGACUCCCUGCAGAGACAGGUGGCGGACAGCGAGGUGAAAGCAGGGACCCUGCAGCUGACUGUGGAGCGGCUGAAUGGGGCCCUGGCCAAGGUGGAGGAAAGCGAGGGGGCCCUGAGGGACAAGGUGCGGGGCCUGACAGAGGCCCUGGCCCAGAGCAGCGCCAGCCUCAACAGCACCCAGGACAAGAACCUGCAUCUACAGAAGGCUUUGACUGCCUGUGAACAUGACCGCCAAGUGCUCCAGGAACGGCUGGACGCUGCCCGGCAGGCAUUGUCUGAGGCGCGGAAGCAGAGCAGCUCCCUGGGUGAGCAGGUGCAGACGUUGCGAGGCGAGGUGGCUGACCUGGAGCUGCAGCGGGUGGAGGCCGAGGGCCAGCUACAACAGCUACGGGAGGUGCUGCGGCAGCGGCAGGAGGGCGAGGCUGCAGCCCUGCACAUGGUCCAGAAGCUGCAGGACGAGCGGCGGCUGCUGCAGGAGCGCCUGGGCAGCCUGCAGCACGCCCUGGCUCAGCUGGAAGCCGAGAAGCGGGAGGUGGAGCGCUCAGCCCUGCGUCUGGAGAAGGACCGUGUAGCCCUCAAGAGGACGCUGGACAAGGUGGAGCGGGAGAAGCUUCGCAGCCAUGAAGACACAGUGCGGCUGAGCGCAGAGAAGGGCCGCCUGGACCGCACUCUCACAGGGGCUGAGCUGGAGCUGGCCGAGGCACAGAGGCAGAUCCAGCAGCUGGAGGCGCAGGUGGUGGCACUGGAGCAGAGCCACAGCCCAGCCCAGCUGGAGGUGGACGAACAGCAGCAGCAGCGGGAGCUGCAGCAGGAGGUGGAGCGCCUGCGCAGUGCCCAGGCGCAGACCGAGCGCACCCUGGAGGCACGAGAGCGGGCCCACCGCCAGAGGGUUCGUGGGCUGGAGGAACAGGUGUCCACACUGCAGCAGGAGCUUCGAAGGAGCUCAGCACCCUUCUCCCCACCCUCUGGCUCCCCAGAGAAAUGAGCCUCUGCUGGCAUCUAGAGAACAGCCCUGUGCCCGUGUCAGGGGAGGGCCCUCCUUUUGGAAAGCACCCCCAAAGCCUGGUCCCUUGGGGGCCCCCAGCUGGGGUGGGAUAAGAAGGUGUUCCACUGUCAGGGCUGAGGAGGAGUAUUCCAGCUCCAGGCCUGGAGGCUUCCCAGCAUCCAGCAGGGCCCACUCAUUCCAGCCCCCUCUUCCAGGACAGGCCACUGCAGAUCUUACAAGAUCCUCUUUUAGAGGCUGAGCCAUAGCCAGGGUUGGGGAGAGCCCUUUUCUCUGGUCAGCCCUGGAGCACGGGCUUGUGGGAAAGGAGGGGAACCAGGCCCAGGCCCUGACUCCAGCUUCCCAGAGAUCUCUCCACCUUAGUUCAGCGUGUGUGUCAGGAGAUUCCUCAGAGUGCUCAGAGUCCCUGUAUUUUUAUACUUUUACAAUGUUAACUGUUCAGAACUGUUUUUUGUAACAAGACUUCGUUUUCUAAAAAGUUUA